AUGGAAGAGUUUGCAUCUGAGGCGUAUCAAUUAUUGCCUCAACUCCUCAGGGACUCUGUCACCCUGGAUGGUCUACAAACACUUCUAUUACUGUGCAUCCACAGCCAAGCUAUAGUUGGCGACCUAUACACCCUGGAGCUUCUCAUAGCUGCAGCAACCAGAUUAGUCUUUCACCUCGAAGGGAACAUACUCUCCUCCCAUGUUGAUGGUCCGUCAUUACCACUGCAGCGACACACCCGCACCCUGUUUUGGCUAUGCUAUAUUGUGGAUCACGAACACAGCCUGCGAAGCGGUCUGCCUCCAAACUUUGACGACACCCACUGUGACCUCUCGAUUCCGGACUGCUACGGUGAACCAUCUUCCCCUAGUACCUGCUCCCCUCUAUUUAUCCCACUCAUCCGUCUGUCGAUCGUCCAAUCGGAAAUAUUCCGUCGACUAUAUGCCGUUUCCGCCCUCCGACAAACCGAUGCCCAGCUACUCUGCACGAUUCGCGACCUGGAUGAGUUGCUAGAGAACUGGAAGCUUUCAGUGCCAAUUGAUAACAGACCCACAUUCACCGAGCGACCCUCUGACGCGGGGAGCAUGCCGUCGUCCGUCAUGCAGCUACAAUAUCACUACUGCAUGGCCACUAUCCACCAAGCAAGCGGUCGCUGCAUCUCCUGGGCCCAGAACCAGAACACCCAUGGUCCGGGUUCUAGUCUAGCAAUCAGCGUCGAAGCUAGUCGGUCGCUUUUGCGGAAGUUCUCGGAGUCGGAGCUCGACUUCCAUCGCUAUAACUUGCUGUUCUGUCUCCCGUAUUUCACAGCUGCCAUGAUUCAUUUGUUUUGCAAUUUCCUUCUUCACCCGCUCGACCCGGGCUGUCAGGCUGAUUUGGAUAUCGUGGAGAGAGUUCCGCACCGGAUGAUGGCUCAUAUGUGGCCGGAAGCACCCUCCACGUUUCGCAUGCAGGUGGACUUUGUGAAGGAGUUGAGUAGCGAGCUGAAGCGUCUUGCGCAAAGUGCGCUUCGAAAAGCUCUAAUAAGAGAAGCCUAG
Molecule: messenger RNA, 1032 nt
Organism: Aspergillus melleus
Lineage: Eukaryota; Fungi; Ascomycota; Eurotiomycetes; Eurotiales; Aspergillaceae
Product: fungal specific transcription factor domain-containing protein
Exons: 3
Coding region: 1-1032 (343 amino acids)
Biological process (GO): DNA-templated transcription
Molecular function (GO): DNA binding; zinc ion binding
Source: RefSeq, a predicted model, not a curated record